Molecule: messenger RNA, 2466 nt
Organism: Drepanopeziza brunnea f. sp. 'multigermtubi' MB_m1
Lineage: Eukaryota; Fungi; Ascomycota; Leotiomycetes; Helotiales; Drepanopezizaceae
Source: RefSeq, a predicted model, not a curated record
AUGUCUGCCACCGCUUCGACUGGCUCUCCGAUCCUUCGUAGGGGAGGUAGCAGCAGCAGAGCCGACUCUUCUCAGGAGAAUCAUAGCUCCGCUGAAGAGUCCUUGGCCCACUUGACCGCCCGCUUGGACCCCACCACCGUCUCCCUCAAGAAGACCGCCACUGCGCUUACCUCGACCAAGCUCGGCAACCAAGCUGGCCCCAAGAAGGUGAAGGUCAACCACGAUUCUUCUCCCUCCAACGAAGUCAACCCAAUGGACAAGCUACUUGCCAAGCUCUCCGAGCAACAAGCCACCCUCUCCAAGCAGCAUGAGGCUCUCAAGUCUACUGACGAGACCGUGCUUUUCCGAACUGUCGAAUACGCCUCUGCCCAGGGUUCCGUUCCCAUCACUCCUGCCACCGAGUCCUACAACAACAGCACGGCCCCCACCACAAGCCCACCAAGUGUUGCUGGCGAUAAUCAGCCUCAGAGCGCUGCAGAACUCGCUCGGCUGAAGGCUGAGCUUGAGGCCGCACGCGGAAAGAUUGCUCGCAUGGACCAGGAGCUUGCACAAACUCGUAUCACCAAGCACACCCUCGACCAAGCUAUCGGUAACACCUCGGAGGCUGACUACACGUCGAUCCUUUCCACCGAAGAUCACUUCCAACUUCCGCCUGUCAACCGCCCACAAUACACCAGAGAUAGCUCUUGGGCUGCUCAAGACGACAACCGAUCUGACACCAGUGACGCUCUCUCUGCCAGCGGCUUCAACAGAGCACGUGCAAUCUGGAAUAACGGCGGCAAGCCAAACUUCGUUGGUCCCAACACAGCCUUCACUUCGGUCCCAGGCCCCUUGCCAGGCUCCUUCCAACCAUCCGAAAGCAUGGCUGCCAGUCAAUGGAACCGACGCGGCUACGGCCAACCUUUCGUUGAGUCGAUGCCCUACGGCCCUGGCCCAGCCAACGCUUACAGCGGUGAUCGUAUGAUGCAGGACCCCGAUUUGCUUAUGGCUCCUCCAAUGGGUCGACGCAACCAACCCAGUGGUGGUCGAUUCAACAACAGAAGCAGUAACUCCUUCCCUUACGCCAGUAGCAACAGCUCCUUCGAUGGCUACACUCCUGCCUCAACCGCAUACGGCUCCAUUGCUAACCUGCCUGGUGGCCUUCCCAACUUGGGCGGCGGCAUGGGUGGUAUGGGUGGCAUGAAUGGCAUGGGCAUGAACAUGUACAGCGCAUACCAGCCACAGCCAAUUGGCACUCCUCUAUCCCCUCACGCACCCGAGUUCACCGCCUCUAGUGCUGGAUGGAAGAGUGAGUCUCCCGCUCCUGAGGGUCAAACCUACCUUCCAACCACUGAGCCUCUCAACUAUCGUCGUCUUCUUGACCGCACCGUCAACUGCAACUGGAAGUAUAUUGUGGACAAGAUUGUUUGCAAUAACGACCAGCAAGCCUCCAUUUUCCUUCAGCAGAAGCUCAAGGUCGGUACGACUGAGCAGAAGUAUGAUAUUGUUGAGGCAAUCGUUGCUCAGGCCUAUCCAUUGAUGGUCAACCGCUUCGGAAACUUCUUGGUUCAACGCUGUUUCGAGCACGGAACUCCGGAGCAAGUCAUCAAGAUCGCCGAGGCCAUUCGAGGCAAUACCCUAAACCUCUCCAUGGAUGCUUUCGGCUGCCAUGUCGUUCAGAAGGCAUUCGACUCUGUCCCUGAGGACUACAAGGCCAUUAUGGUUCAUGAGCUCCUUCGUCGUAUCCCGGAGACCGUCAUCCACCGCUAUGCUUGCCACGUUUGGCAAAAGCUCUUCGAGCUUCGCUGGACCGAGUCUCCUCCCCAAAUCAUGAAGUACGUCAACGACGCUCUUCAUGGCAUGUGGCACGAGGUUGCUCUUGGUGAGACUGGUAGCUUGGUCGUUCAGAAUAUCUUUGAGAACUGCCUCGAGGAGGACAAGCGACCAUGCAUUGAGGAGGUCCUUGGUAGCAUUGACAUCGUUGCUCAUGGUCAAUUCGGCAACUGGUGCAUCCAGCACAUCUGCGAGCAUGGUGCCCCAGCUGACCGCAGCCGCGCCAUUGACCAUGUCAUCCGUUAUGCCUCCGAGUACAGUAUGGAUCAAUUCGCCUCCAAGGUCGUUGAGAAGUGCCUUAAGAUUGGUGGUCCCGACUUUCUCAGCCGCUACCUCGAUCGGGUCUGCGAGGGUCGUCAUGAUCGUCCUCGUAUCCCAUUGAUCGACAUCGCCAGCGACCAAUAUGGUAACUACCUCAUCCAGUACAUCUUGACCCACUCCAACCCUCAACACCGCGAGCUUGUUGCUAGCCACAUCCGCAAGCACAUGGUCUCUCUCCGUGGAUCCAAGUUUGGCUCUCGUGUCGGUAUGCUCUGCACCAACCCUGCCAUCCAGACUCGCCCUGGCCCUGGCGUUGGUCCUGCCAUUGGUCCUCCACCUCGCAUGGGUCCUGGCCCUCAAUCAGGCCCUCGCUAUGGUGGUGGAUAUCGUUAA